AUGCGCGUCGACGUAGAGACCAAUGGUGACGCCACGCCUUCUCACACGGCGUUUAGUCGCUUCUCGCACACAGCGCGCAAGUUCAUCGACCGCUGCGAGCGUUCACUUCACCACACUAACCGAAGUCAGUACCUGCAUGAGGAACACCACAGGAAGUGGUUCGUCACCAAUAGCGCGCACGUCCGUGAGUGUCUCGCCGAGCUUCUGGGCACUUUUGUCAUGAUCUGCUUCGGUAUGGGUGUCAACAACCAAGUGAGUCUGUCGGGGGAAGCCAAUGGCACGUGGCUCAGCAUCAACGUGGCGUGGGGGAUCGGUAUCCUUAUGGCUGUCUACUGCUCCGAAGGAGUUAGUGGCGCACAUUUGAACCCGUCCGUCACGCUCGCCCACUGUGUGUAUGGCCGGUUACCGUGGUGGAAGAUGCCCGGUUACUGUCUUUCGCAGUUAAUCGGAGCCUUCGUUGGUGCUGCGGCAAUUUAUCUGCUCGACUACCAGAAAAUUCAGAAAAUAGAUCCAGAUCUGGAGACUACGCAGGGCAACUUUGCCACGUACCCAAGCGACGACAUUAGCAACUACACGGCGUUCUACACGGAGACGCUGGCGACGGGAAUGCUGCUAUUGUGCAUCUACGCGAUCACGGAUCAGAACAAUCGCUCUCCGGGUACAGUGGGUACGCCGUUUGCCUUUGCGUUGAUGAUUAUGGCUCUUGGCAUGAGCUUCGGCAUGAACACUGGCUACGCAAUGAACCCUGCGCGUGACUUUGGUCCUCGGUUGUUGACGUACGUGGUGGGAUACGGCUCGAAGGUUUGGACGGCGGAUCACUAUUACUUCUGGAUCCCCAUUGUCGGCCCACUGGUCGGUGGCGUGAUUGGCGCUGGCUUGUACACGCUUCUGGUCCAGAUUCAACACCCGCAUGAGCAUGAGUUGUAG
Phytophthora infestans T30-4 is the source of this 927-nucleotide messenger RNA. Its product is annotated as aquaporin, putative. NCBI's taxonomy places the organism in Eukaryota, Oomycota, Peronosporomycetes, Peronosporales, Peronosporaceae. Gene Ontology annotation, cellular component: plasma membrane. The transcript has a single exon. Bases 1 to 927 code for a protein of 308 amino acids. Gene Ontology annotation, molecular function: water channel activity; glycerol channel activity. The record is from RefSeq and is a predicted model, not a curated record. Gene Ontology annotation, biological process: water transport; glycerol transmembrane transport.